Messenger RNA from Hirundo rustica (Barn swallow), 1512 nucleotides. Its product is annotated as lysosomal alpha-mannosidase-like. Lineage: Eukaryota; Metazoa; Chordata; Aves; Passeriformes; Hirundinidae. The transcript is spliced from 13 exons. Gene Ontology annotation, molecular function: alpha-mannosidase activity. Gene Ontology annotation, cellular component: lysosome. The coding region runs from base 13 to 1512 and encodes 499 amino acids. Gene Ontology annotation, biological process: mannose metabolic process. The record is from RefSeq and is a predicted model, not a curated record.
ACCGCGGGUGUCAUGGCGGUGCCCGGGGCGGCGGCGGUGCCGCUGCUGCUGCUCCUGCUCGGGGCGGCCGCGGGCUGCGGGUACCAGUCGUGCCCCCCGACCCGUCCGGACAUGCUGAACGUGCACCUGGUGCCGCACUCGCACGACGACGUGGGCUGGCUCAAGACGGUGGAUCAGUACUACUACGGGGUGCGGAACUGGGACCAGCACGCCGGUGUCCAGUACAUCCUGGACUCGGUGGUGGCCCAGCUGGCCGCCGACCCCUCCCGGCGCUUCGUCUACGCCGAGGUGGCGUUCCUGGCGCGCUGGUGGCGGCAGCAGGACCGGGCCACCAGGAGCCUGCUCAGGGAGCUGGUGCAGGAGGGCCGGCUGGAGUUCGUGGGGGGCGGCUGGUGCAUGAGCGACGAGGCGGCGGCGCACUACGGGCCGGCGCUGGAGCAGCUGGCGCUGGGCCGCCGCCUCCUGCGCCGCCUCUUCGGGGCCUGCGGCACCCCGCGCGUGGCCUGGCAGAUCGACCCCUUCGGCCACGCCCGCCACCUGGCCGCCACCUUCGCGCAGAUGGGCUAUGACGGGCUCUUCCUGGGCCGUGUGGAUCACCAGGACAAGUGGGUGCGGCUGCAGCGCCGGGAGCUGGAGCUGCUCUGGAGGGGCAGCAGCAGCCUGGAGCCCCCCCAGGCCGACAUCUUCACCGGGAUCCUGCCCAACGUCUACGACCCCCCGGCCGGGCUGUGCUGGGACCAGCUCUGCGCCGACGCGCCGCUGGUGGACGGCGACGGCCCCGAGCGCAACGUGGACGCCGUGGUCGACUCCUUCCUGGGGGCCGCGGCCACGCAGGCCCAGCAGUACCGCACCAACCACAUCCUCAUGACCAUGGGCUCCGACUUCCACUACGAGAACGCGCACCUGUGGUUCAAGAACCUGGACAAGCUCAUCGCCCACACCAACGCCCGGCAAGCCAACGGCAGCCGCGUCCACGCCCUGUACUCCACGCCCUCGUGUUACCUGCGGGAGCUGCACCGGGCCAACCUCACCUGGCCCCUCAAGACGGACGAUUUCUUCCCCUACUCGGACGGGCCCCACCAGUUCUGGACCGGCUACUUCAGCAGCCGCCCGGCGCUCAAGGGCUACGAGCGGCUCAGCAGCGGCUUCCUGCAGGUCUGCAGCCAGCUGGAAGCCCUGGCGGGGCCGGCGGCGCGGGUCGGUCCCUACGGGCCUGGGGACAGCUCCGUGCUCCGCGAGGCCGUGGCCGUGGCGCAGCACCACGACGCCGUGGCCGGCACCGAGAGGCAGCACGUGGCCAACGACUACGCCCGGCAGCUGGCCAAGGGCUGGGACACCUGCCAGGUGCUGGUGGCCAACGCCCUGUCCCUCCUGGGGGGCACCAAGGACCCCCUGGAAUUCUGCAACGCCCUCAACGUCAGCGUGUGCCCCCUCAGCGAGGCCAGCCCUCAGGUGAGCAUCCCGGAACACCGCGGCGCUGCGACGCUCUGCUCGCCGGAAAAAUCCAAGUGA